Messenger RNA from Rotaria sp. Silwood2, 600 nucleotides. The record is from the annotation of a GenBank genome assembly. Lineage: Eukaryota; Metazoa; Rotifera; Eurotatoria; Philodinida; Philodinidae.
AUGGAUAAAAAGCAAGGUACUCAAUCGUAUCAAGAAGAAGUGAAUGCAUUACGUUCGAAACUAUGUCAACUAGAAGUUAAUGCAAUAGAAGAAAAAGCCUCCAAUGAAGUACGAAAAUGGCGACAACAUUUUGACACAUCUUCGUCACGUCAAAUUUCACAAGUACUUAAUGAAAUUGAGAAGCGUAAACAAACAGAAGUCAGCCGUUUGGCCAAUGAACUACGUACUUCUCUCGAUCAAUUCAAAGAAACUAAUCUUAAACGUCUUGCUGAACUUGAUGCAUUUAUUUCAAUGGCAGAUCAGGAUGACGAAAUUCAACUAGAUUAUGUUAAAUUUGAAUUAAAUUCGGUCACCAAGAAAAUUGAUUCACUUCAUUUUAACAUUAUUGUACAGGUGAUUGAUAAAUCAAAUCAAAGGGCAUCAUCAACUGCGCUCACUCGAUACACACUUGAAUUAGUUAAAGUAUUUGAGUUUAAAAAACCAAAAUCGAUCUCCAAUCAAUCUAGUUUUCUUGAUCCAGUUCGAAAUUUUUUCCGUCAUACAUCGACGAAUGGAGCAAGUUAUUACAAUACUGAUGUGCUUGGACAACAGAAACAUUGA